Messenger RNA from Topomyia yanbarensis, 11361 nucleotides. RefSeq names its product melatonin receptor type 1B-A-like. The record is from RefSeq and is a predicted model, not a curated record. Gene Ontology annotation, molecular function: G protein-coupled receptor activity. The transcript has 5 exons. Lineage: Eukaryota; Metazoa; Arthropoda; Insecta; Diptera; Culicidae. Gene Ontology annotation, cellular component: membrane. Bases 973 to 2295 code for a protein of 440 amino acids. Gene Ontology annotation, biological process: G protein-coupled receptor signaling pathway.
GAAGUGGUCGAGAUUUUCGGACUGUCAUUACGGAAUAGUAACACCCAGUUCUUCAGUUCCUUUGCUAAUCAUUUUCAAAUUGGUCAGUGUUCAAAAGUAAUCAAUCUACAGUAUUUUCGUGUGACGACGGAUACCAAAGCAACACCAUUGAAUUCAGUGUUCUCGGAUGUUAAUAAUACCGUCGCAUGAUUGAAAAUAGUUUAGGCUAGUGGAUUGUACUGGCGUCAGCGUACCUGCUGGAACCACCCACAACCUACGCAGGAAAAGACUGCCAAGCAACAGGAUGUGCAUCGGUUUCGAGCGUCCCACUACAGGAACGAUUCAAGGCACCAUCGUAGUGUGAUGAUAGAUCCUGAUCAGGAAACUGUUAUCAGUUUAUUGCAAAUUCAAUUGUACACAGCUGUAGGGUAAAUAAUUGGAAAGAAGUAUAUAUACAUACACAGUGAUUCCACGUGUGUUGGUAGUAGCAGAUAGCCCCAGGAAGCCAGCGAAAGCAUCGACGUGUUAACAACAUCCGUGCCGAUGAGGAUGGACCAAUGGACCAUGUGUUGCUAGCAAGUGCUUUUUCUUUCCACAUUGGUCUGGCAGUCCAACACGCUUGACUUCCGGAAGGAUAGAAUCCAAUUACGAGUCUCGGCGUCAAAACUGGAUAGUGGUGUGGUGUGUGGUGCUGAGACGAUUAUGUUAUUUCAUGUUCUCGAAGUGAAAUGGUACGAAGUUUGUGAAUCACAGUGAAUAUUCACCGUAAUCCAUCGCCUAGGGAGGAAUGACGAUGCUGUGAUAAGGCUGUUCGAGGUAAUUUCCGAUUGAGUGCAGAAAGUGGUAGAAUCAAAAACCAACGACGUCAACCACUGCUGUGGUACUUCUCGCUAUACGUCCGCGUCAGCCUUGAUUGAGCACAACAGGCGACAACCAUCGCCGCCAUCAUCACAAUCAUCAACAUCAUCAUCAUCGCCAGUGGCCCCCUGCUGGAUGAAAUUUAGUCUACCACUACUGGCAGUAAAAACAAUCACCAUGAGCCCAACCAGCUGGAGAAGCUCACUGGUAGUGGCCGCUUCGAUUCUGAGCCUAGUGGCAGCCGGUGAAGCCGGUGCCGGUGGGGGACGGUUCGCAGGAGGAGGCAACGAAGGUGGAAGUCUUCUAGCAACAAGUGCCACCAAUUACGAAGCUGGCGCCUUUGCGAACGGUACUAAUUUACUGCUGAUAACGCCAUUAGCGUUGAUGUCGAAGCACGGUGGGUCUUCCGGUGGAGGGAAACACCAAGAGGACGUCUCGCCCGUUACCCUUUCGACUGAGUGGCCCCGCUUGGCGCGCUUGCUGCUACUGGCCAGCCUUUCGGUAAUCGGAAGCAUUGGCAAUGUGUUUAUGAUUUCGUCCGUGAUGAUCGAGGAUCAUCUGAAAAAGGCGGGUAACGCAUUCAUAGUGAACAUAGCGCUCGCAGAUUUACUAAUCACUAGCGUAGUGAUGCCAGCGUCCACCAUAGUGCUCCUCGCUGGCAUUGACAAUUCGGACACGGAAGUAUGCAAAUUUCAGUGGUUUCUAGCUGCUUGCUCGUUUUUGGUUAGCAUUUUGACCCUAGCAAUAAUGGCCAUUGAGAACUAUCUUCGUCUCUGCACUGCCCAGAACGAACGCAGCUGGUUCAACAAGACCAACGUGACCGUCAUUCUACUGCUGAUCUGGUUCGUCGCAAGUCUCUGCUCAGGGAUGCAGUUCGUGUACGACAUCAGCUUCGAUUACUGUGACCGCAAAUCGAACCACAUAGUCCCAUCGGAAGCGGGUUGGAUUGGUCUGAUGGUGCUGCUUCCAUUGUUACUAACCUUCCUGGCGCACAUCCGUAUCAUCGUGGACGUGAGGCGCAACAUGAGUCUACCGAACUUCAAGCCAAAUUUGGCCUAUACCUGGGACCUGUCCCUGGUCCGGUCCAACUUCUACAGCUUCCUCGUGUUUGUUCUGUUUUGGCUGCCGUUUUGCAUCAUCCUGGCGUAUGGGACGACCAAAACUGUACCGAAUCGAGUAUUUUACAACACGGCCUGGAUCGGACUGUCCAAAUCCUGCUUCCACAAUGUGAUCUACUGUCUGACAAAUCGUCACUUUCGCAGCGCGUACGUCAGUUUGUUCAACUACUGUUGCUGCAAAACCACGGUUGCCGUUUCCAGACGCCAGCGUACCGACGGUAACCGACCGACGGCGGACGUUCGGGUACACAUCAUUCCGGGUUACAACAUGUACUCGUACACUAGCCCGCAGCGAGCAGGAAACAGCCACUGGGGGAAGCGUGAAUGUCACGAGUUAUGAUCGGAAACGUAGCUAAAUUAAUCGAAAACGUACCGGCAUGAUUUCGAUUAAUUUACUGAGAGAUUAGGAUUGAUAAGUUCGGCGAUACCGUUUGUGACUGGAAAUAAAUAGGUACGGUACCGAAUUGACAAGUUUCGCCGUCUGAUAGAUAGAGGUUCCGCAAAAGUAUUGUGGCUGAAGUGCAACUCGCGUAUUUGAAACAAAAGUUCUAAAUUAUUUCAUAAAUUGAUAAAUUUUCAAAUCCAGAAGGAGUUUGGUCCGGAGAAAGAUAAUAGGGGAAAGAGGGCGAAGAUGAACGCUAAUUAUCAAUUCUACACCAGGGUUGCCACUAGUUUUCAAAGAAUAUCUGGCAGAUCAACUAAAAAUGUCUGGCAAAAUCUGUCACUUCAAAGCGACCUCAAAGUCAUCAAUAUUUAUCAAUCGAUUUUUAAUAAAUUUUUAUAAAAUAUGCCCCAAAUUUCCAAAAUUUGUGUGUGCAAACACUUCUUUAAUUUAAAAAUCUGGCAGAAUGAGAGGUUUGUCUUUUUGCCUGGAAGCUGUAAAAAACUCUUGCUGUGCCAGAUAUAUCUGGCAUAAUAGCAUCCCUGUUCUACACAUCCAUUGCUGCAUUGUUCGCAAUUUGAGAUCAACUUCUAUCAAUUUAGUAACUUAUACUAAUACAGUUUCAUGCAGAAAGACUUUUAAAAUAAGCACAAAAUCGUCAUUGCAAAAUUUGGAUUGGAAAUAUGGACACCUGACAUAGGAAAGAUGGUCAUUGGUAAAUAACAAGGACAGAAUGAUGCGCAUCUCGACCAAUUAAUUGUUUUCUUUAGGUACAUCACAAGUUUGCGAUAAUAAGAAUUAUCCCAAGAUUAUGCAAUUUGACAGCAUUGUGCUUUGUAUUCGUGUUAGAAAUAUGUCCAUCUUUCCCUACCCUAUUGUAUCUGGCAUACAUACCCAACAUUACCUUUUUUGAAGUCAUAGUUUGUAACCCUUUUUCGCCAAAAAUUUUGCAGAUCGGUCGUUGAUACUGUAAAAACACUGCUGUAUCUUCUCUGUAAGCGAAUUGGUUCUCAGAAGUUUCCAGCAAACUGCCCGCGGACAAGGAUUAUGAAAAUUCAGCCUCAUCAAAACGUCAGAACUUCAAACAUUCCUUGGGAUUCUACGAAAUGUACAGGAAUACCUUAUUUUGGUGAAGGCUAUAUGGUUCGACAAUAAAACGGAAGUCCCUAGUCUUCCCACUUAUCUUCUUCAAUUUAAGUUUCAGGUGCAGCUUUGUUCGAUAUCAGAAGAGAACCAUACCAUACCAUACCUUAAGCCAAACCCACUGAAACUGGGGAUGAAAGAGAUAGGAAAGAUUGAAAAGAGACACCCGUGAAUAUCUUUUAACAGAUCAUCCUUCAGCGCUAUCGAAAAAUGACCUUUCUCCAACUUAGCUUGCACUCGAUAAGUAUUCUCGAAGAUCCUAUACAAUCAGCCGGAGCAUUGUUCGAUAGAGAGAGAACCUCUGCGAUUGUGUUUUUUCCCUAGAUUUUUUAACAAAAUUCUACCCAUUGUUUAAGGGAUUAAGAGGAGCACGCUUCACGCAACUUUUCUCGUUUGACAGAAUUUAAGGUUUUCAGCUGAUGGAAGCUUGCUGAAGUUUUUCUGGGUUUCAGUCAUCAAAUUUCGGUGUGUACGGACGAACCUUAUUCGUGUUCGAGGAGGAGGCUUAUAAGUUUAUUAUCUUUCUCGGGGAAAAAACGGCCUCAUGACGUUGCAAGACUGUAAGAGGCUCUCUCAAAAUAUCAUAUUAACGGGUUAGGUAGUAUGAAGAAGGACGAUGGGACUUUCACCAUUGAUUCCCAAGAAACACUUAGUAUCAUGAUCGAUAGCCAUUUUCCUGGUUCUUUUCCUAAUAAUAAUAUACAAACACAGAAUCAAAUUGUAGCAGAGACUGACUUAUAUGACGCUGGUACCGAAAUACUCAGUGAUAUCACGGUGUCUUUUUUUAACAACUUUAUGCAAAAAAAUUCAGCAUCUCUGAAACUUCGGGAUAUGAAAGAAUGGGCUUUCCCCUUUCAUUUGAAACCAAAAUCUAAAUAAUCCGUCGGGGGGUCCAGAGCAACUUUUUUUUUGAAGUUUUUUCGUGAAAACAUAGAUUUUACAAUGGAACUAGUUCAUAUUUCUGUCCCUAGAUGGUGCUUUAGACAUUCGAACAACACUAAAAGUAAGAAUCUGAUAGAUUAUUUAAUUGUCUACAACUUUGUUACCAACUAAAAACUGAUUUGAAAUUAUCCCGAAAAGUAGUUUAAAAUGUUAACGAAUUUUAAGUCUAAGUUAGUUUCACAGAAGACCUAGUGGUUUGUCAAUUCACAAGCACUUUUUUUAUUUGCCAAAUAGUUGUGUUUAGUUCAAUAGUGAAUUCAGCGGAAUUUGAGAGCUUGGAAAGUCUCAUCUUUUAGCUGAAAAUUAUAAUUCCCUGAUACAGGGCACCAUUCAUAUUUUUGGGAUGAGAAGUUUUAGAUAAGUGUUGACCAAACUAGUAUGAUAUUAAUAUUCUUUUUCAUGAUGGUAAGUGAUUCCUCCCGCAGAAACAGCUUUUUGAAUUAUGUAUGCCUUCUUUUCAUUUUUUUCGAUUGUGCCCAGGGAUGACUGAUAACUAUUCUUACAUGAAUCUCCUACUCUGUUAGCAUCUUCGUAUAAAAUUGACUUGUCCUGAACAUCAACCUUUAUAUUUGAACAAACUCAAUGAAACUUUUAACGCACCAUUGCAAUAUUUCGCGGAUUUCAUUGCAACGUUUGGUUAAAAACGCUAAUUAUCCGUUUUCAAAAUUAACUCAAUGUGACAAACAGUGAGCAAAAAACUUUGGAUCAAGAUAAUUUUUUUGGGAUAUAUUCGAAGACUUCUAUGUAUAUAAGAUUAUUGUUGCACACAAAUCAUAUUAUGUUUUCAGUAAUACAUAUCGCAUAAUCUAGGAUCAAUUAAGUAACGAUAUCUCGCAUAAUUGAUAGGAAAUGGCCGUAAAAUCCAACUGCCACAAUAUGCUUUGCGGAGAAAAUUUGAAUAAAUCGUUUCACGCUAACCACUAAUUUGGACAGUUACUGCUGUGGUUUGCGUUAAAUCAGAAACGGUGUGUCCCAACAUUUCGUCUUGAACGGAAUUAUAAUAGCUAACUUAAGCGAUCAUAACCUAAAUUAUACGACGCAUGAACCUUUCUAAAACAUAAAUGUAAGCAAACCCUUGCAACCAAGCAAUACCUUCCGAUGAAUGGUAGUCCCUUCGACUCUAUCGGGAAAGAUUACAAACCAAAAGCACAAAUAGUUUUCUGACUCUGUCAAACAUCCUUAUUUUCAGAAGUUCAAUUAGAAUUGUCAACGUAAUGAAUCCCGUCUAAUAUGUUCAUGCCACUAAACCCAAUUAUUUUUUUGGUCAUGUAAUAAGUGCGAGAAAACAUAUUUCCAAACCACUAGACCUCGUGUGAAACUAUCUUAGAUAUAACAUUGUUAAAAUCUUAAACAACUUUUCCGGAUGAUUCAGAUAAAGCACCAUCUAGGGACAGAAAUAUGAACUAUCUCCACUAGUAAAACCUAUAUUGUUACGAAAAAAACUUCAAAAAAAAAGUUGCUCUGGACCCCCCGACGGAUUAUUUUAAUCUUAGUUUCGAAUGAUAGGGGAAAGCCCAUUCUUUCAUAUUCCGAAGUUUCAGAAAUGCUGAAUUUUUUUGCAUACAAUUGUUCUAAUAAAUACACCGUGAUAUAUUUACAGACGCAAAGUUGGAAUGGGCGAUAGACUCCUUUGAACCAUUCAAAUCACCAGGGAUGGAUGGAAUACUGCCAAUGCUACAAAAAAGUAAACAGCAUGUCAUAAUUUCGAGAACCUUUAGGGCAAGCCUGAUACUAAACUAUAUACCUACAAAUUGGAGACAAACAAGGCUAAUAUUAAUACCAAUAUCGAGGAAGCGAACUACGUCACUUCCAGAAUCCUUUAGGCCAAUCCGCUUAACCUCCAUAUUUUUGAAAAUAAUGGAGAAAAUGAUUGAUUUACAUAUUAAAGCAGAGUUUUUGAAAUGUUCUCCACUGAGCGAAUUUCAAUUCGUAUAUCAAAGCAACAAAUCAACAGUCAAAUAUUUACACAUGUUGGAAAACUAGAGAAUUCUUAUGAUUAGCCCGCUGGGAAACACGAGACUGACCAUGAAAACAAAUUAGGGAUGUCCUCAAGGCGGAGUUCUAUCACCCUUAUUGUGGUCAUUAGUUGUAGACGAGCUAUUGAAAUAAUUAAUUGAAAUGGAAUACGAAGUGAUUAGAUUUGCAGAUGACGUUGUAAUCCUAUUGAAAGGAAAAUGUAUGUUAUCUCAAAUAGAAUGCAAUUUGCAUUGAAUUUCACUUCGAGGUAGUGUAAAAAGGAGGUAACUCACUUCGAGGUAGUGUAAAAAGGAGGGCCUGAAUAUUAAAUAUUGUGGAGUUGUCGGGAAUGGAAAAGCCGAUAGCUAGCAAGAAGAGGAUCUUCCACUAAUUUUAUCGGCCCAGAACCAUUAUGUGGAGUCUCAUCGAGCGCCCUCAAAAUGGAACUGAAUAAGUGGGAAAACACAGCUAUAAAAAGCAAUUGGUGUACCAUACAAGGACUAUGCAUCAUGACAGGACUAUUUACCGGACACUGUCCUGGUAAAUAUCAUCUUAAGAAAAUUCGUAAGCUUUCAAACGAUACAUGCCGCGUCUCCGGAUCUGAAAGUGAAACAUUACGAAAGCAGUGCAUUGAUACAACGCAGACUAAGAGUCCUCGGUAAAUUUUUGGACUGCAAAUCCCAAACAGGCAAUAAACUUCAUACGAAGUGCUGUGCCUAACUGGCAAGAGUGUGUAUCUCAAUAACGACAAUCACUCAUCAAUAGUGUUAUGUCAUAGUAUAUAGUUGCACUUACAUUAACGAAGAUGCAUCCCAUAAUAGACCUGAGUACUGGUCUCAGUGGUACGCCUCCUACAAAAAUCGCAUCCUUUGCUCGUAUGUAUGUAUGUUUAUUGGGGCUUUAACAUAAUUGGUUAUUCGCCCUUCUUUGCUCGUCGCUGAGGCAGGCAGAGAGAGAGGAGAAAAUUGAGUAUUGGCAGCUGUCCUAAUGGCGGCGCUCUGUCACCUUUGCUAUGGAUCCUAUUUGCCGACGGCCUGUUGAGGAAACUCAAUGAGCUUGGAUUUCAAACCUACGGGUUUGCUGACGAUUACCAAAUACUAAUUACUGGACUUUGCAUCGGAACAAUUUUUGACUUAAUGCAACAAGCAUUAGGAGUUGUCGAACAGUGGUGACGACAAAUUAAAUUAUCAGUUAAUCCAAACGACUUCACAACUUUCGUCCCUUGCAGUUCUUCGACUAAGAGCUACUGUGUGCAGAUCAUGUCAAGUACGUUGGAGUUAUAUUGGAUUCCAAACUCAACUGGUCUGCUCACAUUGAGUGCAGAGUUAAAGCAUGCAUGGUUUUCGGGCAGUGCAGACGAACUUUUGGAAAGACCUGGGGCCUCAAACCCAAAUACAUCUAUUGAAUUUACACGACAACUGUACGUCCAUUACUGUCAUACGGAUAACUUGUGUGAUGGCAGAGGGAAGAGGUGAUGACGGUCCAGUCGAAGCCAAACCAUCUGCAAAGAAUGGCGCUCAUGGCGUUGACUGGUGCUUUCACCACGACUCCGACUGCUGCUCUUCAGGCUCAUCUAAAUAUCAAACUAUUACAUAUACACUUUAAACAAGCAGCAUUACCAUAUGUAUACAGAGUGAAGGUUAUUGGUCUUUACAACAGUAGCCAUGUUGAUCUUGCUACCAGUGCCACACGACUGUGGUCACAAAUGGUUACAUUGGGUGAAGAUAUUCUUGCUCCCAGCGAUAUUACACUCACAUGUAGUUUUUCUUUCAAUGCAUUCCACGUGAAGAGUCCUUCUCGUGAGGAGUGGAUGUCUGGCUAUAUGGAGAAACAACAACAAACGCAAGGGGCCUGUUAUACUGACGGCUAUCUGAUGCAGGGACGUGCUGGUGCUGGUGUCUACUGUCGUGAAAUGAGAUUGGAACAAUCUCAUUCGUUAUGCAGAUGCACUGUACUGUAUACCAAGCAGAAAUCUUUGCGAUUAUGUGCAGGAUAUAAUCGACCUUUCGACAGAGCUUGUUCGCCAGUUAUAAACUUCUGCUCCGAUAGUCAGGCUGCAAUCAAAGCUCUUAGCUCGGACAAAUCACGGUCCAAGUUAGUGAUUUUAUUAUCAUUUAUAUUCACGGAAAUAUUGCCUCUAACAUUACCGCAUUAGACGUGUAGUUACACGUUGGUCUUAACAAUGAAGCUUAUUGCUUCGGCUGAACUUUUGAACGUUAUCAGCACACAAUUACGCACAUGAUGUAGCUGUAUUUGAGACACGUUAAUUAUGUUGUUAUACUCCAUUUCUACCGUUAGUAACUGUUAUAUGAGUUUGUUUAAAGUCGAUUGUAGUUUUUCUCAGGUAUGUUACAUUUUUCUUCUAUGGCUCCCUCAUCGCGCUUCACAGUACGGGAUCAACGGGACGUAUCUGUUACUGCAGUGUAUGAGUAACAAAGCGACACAAGUAGCAUUUUUUCGCGGAUGUGCGUGGAGGUUAUAAAAUAGCGGGAAAAGCCCCAAAUGGUGCAUGCGUUAAUGAAAGAUUAAAGUCGGUCGACAGUUGGUAUGAUUUUUUGCCUGUUGAUUUCUCGCAUUUCGCAUCCUUAUGUGUUAGCCAUAACAAACUGAUAAUAGACACUUCGAUAAUGUGAAUCAAAUCGAAUGGCUACGAAUUAACGUCGUUACAAUGUACCCUUUUCUUGAUGGAGUGACCUGCAAAAUGUUUUAAAUGCGGUUUGAAUGCCAAUCAGUUCACGACCUUACUAAGAGAAAACUAACUUAUGGUAGAGAAAAUGCCAUUCACAUGCAUUAUAUCCGUUAACAUUUUGCUGAUUUCUGAACUUUGAUGGAGGCCUCCAUAAUACAUUUAAUGGUAUAUUGCUUCAUUGUUUAGUGGCAAUGUGCACAGGCGACACUCUAGUCUAGUCUAUACACAAACAUUCAAUACAUGAAGGGAUUCUAGGAAAUUGCAGACAUUCGUCUACAAUUUUUCUUGUCAAUAUGUUAAUGUUUAUGGUACAUAUGGUAUGUGACACAAUCAUUAAAACGGACAACUGUACAGCGUACAAAACUAAGAUAAUUCAAAAUUCUGCGGCAAUCCAAUUAUUCAUGCAAUGAAGAAUUUAAUCACCGAAACGUGGAGAAAAUUGGCGAAAUCGAUUAAUUAAUACUAAACAUGAAGACAUAAAACGUCUAAACAGCUCCGAGAACCGAAAAAAUAAAAAAUUAACUAAAACUUCUACAUAAAAACCUGUUUUAAUCCACCUAGCGGUGCAAUUGUGCCUUUCUGAAACAUGAAAACGAGAAUUUUUGCGUUGUUUAUAUUCAUUAUAAGCUUCCAAAUGUAUAUAUUACAUUUUUAUUACACACGACAUGACAACUAUAUACAAGAAUAGAAAUCAUUAUUCGAGUUCUAAAAGAAAAAACAGCCACAAUAAUAUUAAAUUACAAAAAAGGUGCGAAAUCGGCAAAGUCCCAAAAAGUCAAUUUUAUAAAAAAAAAAUUUCGUGAUGACAUAAAAUCUCGACGUUUCAUGCAUUUUAAAGAUGUUUGGCAUCAAAAAUACGAAUUCGAUUUCUGAAAUUUCAUGAGGUCCCCCGUUUGAAAAAAAUUAAGUUCCGGCUUAUAUGGGAAUUUCAUAUGUGACCGGACGAUUUAGUCUAUAUUUCCGGACCCAUAUAAGCAAUCCGUACGAAAUUUUAUAGACAUCUAUGGGGAUAUUAUAGCUAUCAUUUGGGACUAAGUUUGUGAAAAUCGGCCCAACCAUUUCACAGUGGUCCAGAUCGCUAAUUUAGGAGGAAUUUUUACUUUCUGACAAACCUGUAUAAUUUAGCCGUAUCAUGUCUUAGGAUGAAUUUGUGUACUUUAGAAGAUGCUUCUUUUUAUUGGAAUAGUUAUUAGGGUGGUUCUAAUUUAUCUAAAAUACGAAAAUAAACUUUUUACUGAUGAAAGAUAGAGCUCCACAGUCUUCCACAAAGUUGUAAAGUAACUUAUUUUGAAUAAAUUUGUUGAACAUAUUAAAGCUCUAUCUCUUUUAGUUUUUGUUAUACAAGAAAUUUAAAAAAAAAAGAUUAGGGUGUUCCUGAAAAAAAGGUUUUUUUGUAUAACUUUCGUAUCUUUUACUUUUUGUUAACACAACCUUUGAACAGCUUAUUGAAAACUUCAAGCCGAGUAUUUUUCUCCAAGACACCGAAGGUCUAACUUUUUUCUUUAAAAAGUUAUGGACACUUUUCGUUAAAAAAAUAGCCUAUUUCAAGGCUCAAUAUCGCUGAUGCGGGCACCUAAAAUUGAAUUCUGUUUCCACCACAUGAAAGACCAUACUUAUUAGUAUAUUUGAGCAAAAAUUGGCGAAUACGAUAUUUUUUUAAAAUUUGCAAUUUAGAUUUAAAGUUUGUAGUUUUGCAGGUUCAACGCAUUAAAGCAUUUACACACAUAUCGUUGUAUUAUGAAAAAAGCCACUUUCAAAUAUCAUUCUCUCAUCGCAGCAAGCUUUGCAUAAGUGAAACGACUGUCAAAAAAGGUUUCUGAUUUUAUUCGUUUUAAAUAAAACUAGUAAAUAUGGAUAUUAGUCGAAGAGAGUUGGCGAAUUUGCUUAUUGCUGGUAAAAAGACAGAUGAACUGCUUAAGUUCAUUACAAGUAGUAAUCCAAAUGUAAAAUUGAGACUUGUUAAUGUUCGAAAGAAAUUUUAUAUUUUGUUAAAACAACCUUUGAACAGCUUUUAGAAAACUUCAAUCCACGUUUUUUCAUAACUCUGAAAGUCUAACUUUAUACUUUCAAAAGUUAUGGAAACUUUUCGCUCAUAAAUAGCCCUUUUUCAAAUGUCAUUAUCUCUGAUUGGGGCAAAUAAAAGUAAGUUCGGAUUGAACCAUAGAAAAGAACAUACUUUUAAGUAUAUUUGAGCAAAAAUUGGAAAAUAUUAUUUUUUUUAAGCAUGUAAUUUUAAAUUUACUAACCAAAGUUUUAAAUUUUAUCGCAUAGCGACAUAAAAGAAAUUGCCUAAA